CUCCACUCGGGUGACGCAGGCAAGAGCGCAGGUGCACGGGUUGGGAGCUGCAUCCAAACCGCACUAAAUAAAUCAACCAUUACGAUGGCCUCAGCCAAUGAUGCUCGAUAUGGACAAAAAGAGUCUUCAGAUCAGAACUUUGACUACAUGUUCAAGAUCCUGAUUAUUGGUAACAGCAGUGUGGGCAAAACCAGCUUCCUCUUCCGUUAUGCUGAUGACUCAUUCACACCUGCUUUCGUCAGCACUGUGGGCAUAGACUUUAAAGUAAAGACCAUCUAUAGAAAUGACAAGAGGAUAAAGCUCCAAAUAUGGGACACAGCUGGACAGGAGCGGUACAGGACCAUCACAACAGCGUACUACCGUGGAGCUAUGGGCUUUAUUCUUAUGUAUGACAUCACCAACGAGGAUUCCUUUAAUGCCGUUCAGGACUGGUCCACACAGAUUAAGACAUAUUCAUGGGACAAUGCUCAAGUGCUUCUGGCAGGAAAUAAAUGUGACAUGGAUGAUGACAGAGUAGUCUCUUCAGAUAGAGGAAGACAGCUGUCCGAACAGCUAGGCUUUCAGUUUUUUGAAACCAGUGCCAAAGACAACAUCAAUGUGAAGCAGACGUUUGAGCGACUGGUGGACAUCAUCUGUGAGAGGAUGUCAGAAAGUCUUGAGUCUGGCGAUUCCAACGUCGCCGAAAGCAAACUAGGACCUCAGCUCACCGAACAGCCGCAGCGGUCUAGUAGGGACUGCGCUUGCUAAGAAUCGUACUCAACUUCUCCACUUAUCACUUCCCUGCAGACUGAACAUUGGAUCUAUCCUCUAUACUAAAGGAAGGCUUGGGUAGUAGGAGUCAGAUCUGAUGUGAUCUUAUUUUCUGCAUCAGUUUUGUAAGGUUGACAUCAAACAUUUCCUAAACAUGUUGGCAUAUGUAAGCAAUGUUACUCAUGUUAAUUGGACAAAAGUAUAUUUUGGGGGAAAAUUAAUUUCUAACAAAAAUACUCCCUUAAUUGUGGCACAGUAUCAAAAAUCUCUUUCUUGAAUGAGCUUUCAUGAAUAUUUGAAUCGUAUGUUUUGAGUUUUGUCGAGGUAAAGUUAUAUACAUGUAUGUAAACAGUUGACACCAGACUGUUGUAUAGAAACUAUUACCAUAAAGGGUCAAUCCAACAGAAUGAAAUGUUGGUAGAAUUUUAAAAUUGAGAGCACGCUAAUUCAUUUGUUCAGUUUUACUUUUAAAUAACACCAUGUUAAUAUAUGAUAUAAGGAAAGUAAAGAUGAUAUUGUGGUAUAGAUGUAAUAAGGAAGAGUUUAUAAAUGUGUUUUUUUUGUAAUAUGAAAGAAUUUAUUACUUUAAAAAGAUAUGGGGGAUUUCAGCACUACAUUAAUGCAUGUCCUGCUUUUCCUCUGGUUCUUCCACAUAUUGAUGGACUCGAUCCUUUCUGUUACUGUGCGCUUGUGAAUGUUGGUAUGUUCAACAUAUACAAUUUUUGGUUUACAAGCAUAGAUAGAAUUACUGUCAUUCUGCAAGCCAAAAACAUAAUCAUAGCUUUAAUAAAGAGAAACUUCAUCAGGCUCAUUAGCGGUAAAUAGUUAAAUUAGUUUCUGGAAAUGUAAAUUUAAAUAGCAAAUAAAGUUCAAAUGCAUUGUGACUACUAUUAUGAUUGAUCCCAGAUUUUAGAAUAUUAAAAAGAUAUUUUAUAGACAACUAGCAGCAGGUUAUGCACCAUUGGUUGAUCACUUUUUUUCUGUUAAAUCACUUCCAAUGUUACUGCACACCGCAUAUACAUAUAUAUAUAUAUAUACAUGUUAUGUUAAAGUGAUAGUUCACCAAAAAAUGAAAAUUCUGUCAUCAUUUAUUCACCCUCUUGUCACUUCCAACCUGUAUGUCUUUCUUUCUUCUGCAGAACACUAAAGAAGAUAAUAAAUGAUGACAGAAUUUUUGGGUGAAAUUCUGAUGUUCUAUUUAUUUUGUUAAUAAUUUAUUCAUUUACAUGCAUUUUUUUAUUAGUAGAAAUUGAGUACAGAAUGAGCUACUGCACUAGCCAGAUGUGUCACUUUCACAAUCUGAUAAAUGUCUCUAUAGAUCUAGUGAGUGCUUG
Triplophysa dalaica is the source of this 2084-nucleotide messenger RNA. RefSeq names its product RAB3A, member RAS oncogene family, a (gene rab3aa). NCBI's taxonomy places the organism in Eukaryota, Metazoa, Chordata, Actinopteri, Cypriniformes, Nemacheilidae. Gene Ontology annotation, biological process: protein localization to plasma membrane; maintenance of presynaptic active zone structure; axonogenesis. The transcript has 5 exons. The record is from RefSeq and is a predicted model, not a curated record. Gene Ontology annotation, cellular component: endosome; plasma membrane; axon. Gene Ontology annotation, molecular function: GTPase activity; GTP binding. The coding region runs from base 85 to 747 and encodes 220 amino acids.